Molecule: messenger RNA, 1679 nt
Organism: Achroia grisella
Lineage: Eukaryota; Metazoa; Arthropoda; Insecta; Lepidoptera; Pyralidae
Gene: Nf-YA
Product: nuclear transcription factor Y subunit alpha
Exons: 9
Coding region: 234-1109 (291 amino acids)
Biological process (GO): regulation of transcription by RNA polymerase II
Cellular component (GO): CCAAT-binding factor complex
Molecular function (GO): DNA-binding transcription factor activity, RNA polymerase II-specific; RNA polymerase II cis-regulatory region sequence-specific DNA binding
Source: RefSeq, a predicted model, not a curated record
UUUCGCCGAAAUUCCCUUUGUGAUUGUUGUUUAUAUGUAUAUUCGGGAUAUUUAUAAAAUUGUACGUAAAAAUGGAAAAAAUGUUAUCAUGCAUGUUGAAAUUACCAAAGCAGCCAUUUUGGUUACGUUGCUUUCGUUCUCGGCCUUCGUUUGUGACGUGUUUCAUAUCUUGAAAAGAUAGCGCACAUGUAAAUAAAAUUAUGAGAAUUGGGUACUUAAUAUAUUGAUUCAAUAUGGAGCAUGCUCAGAUCCAAAGUACCGAUGGUGCUCAGGUGAUGACCAUCAAUGGCCAACAAUUACAAGUGUUGCAAAUGAACAAUUCGCCACAUGUGAUACAAGGCCCGAAUGGACAACAGAUUGUUGUUCAUGCAAUACCAUCUUCGGGACCAGCUAUACAGGUGGCAACUCCUAAUGGUCAACAGCUGCAACAAUUGCAAGUUGUGCCAAUAUCCAGCCUUCAGGGUGCCAGCAACAAUAUACAGCCAAUGCAGCUGGUGCAGACAGCAGACGGUCAAACAUUCAUAUACCAACCAGCAGCCAGUGCCCAGCCUGCUAUAGAUCAGCAUCAGAUUAUCCAUCAACCAGCUGUUAUUAAUCUGAAUGGAAACCUGGUGCAAGUAGCUGGUGUAGGCAAUACAGUACAACCACAGCAAAUUGUCAAUCAACCAAACAUUGUUAUGAUGGUAAACGGUAACAAUAACAAUAAUGCAGCUGCGGCCGCGGAGGGCGCGAGUUCGUCCGCAGCUGGCUCUGAUGAAGAACCCCUCCUAUAUGUGAACGCGCGACAGUACAAGAGGAUACUGAAGCGACGAGCCGCCAGAGCCAAGCUACAUGAACAGGGCAAGAUACCUAAAGAGAGACCGAAAUACUUACACGAGUCAAGACACAGACACGCUAUGAACAGAAUACGCGGUGAAGGAGGCAGAUUUCAUUCCGGAAGUCGAAAGAACAAUAUGGACGGUUCAAGUCUCUCCCCAGAUAUCAAAAUAUUGGAAGAUUUGAAACCAGAGACAGUGUCCAUCACUAUCAUACAUGAUGAGGAUACCCCAGAAAGGCAACCGAACCAAUGGCGGAGACUUGCUCCACAUCAACCACUCCAGUCCACGUAGCAGAUACAAAUGAAACAAGUGUAAAUGUGACUGAGUUGUGAUGUUCAGUGAAAUGUGGAUGUCCAUAUCAUCUGUGAUCUCCGACUAGACAAGUGUAAGAUGUGUCACUAAUCUGUAUAUGACCUUGAAAUAGAAAUUAGCAGUUAGGCCGUCCAUAUACAAUUAGAAAUGUUCUGAUAUACAUAUAUGUAGUGAUAUGCCAAAUUGGGCCAAAUCAAAUGCAUUGAUUUGGCUAAAUUUGGUGGCUGGUAACAUUGGACAAGGCUUCAGACACUUUACUAGAAUAUGCGCGCGAAAUGGAUAGAAUAAAUAAAUAGAAGAAAUUGAUAUUAAUCUUGAGAGUUUAUGAUCUCUUGGUUUAAAUAUAUUGUAUAUAGUGCAAGCCUGACUCUUUUGAGUUUAUGAAAGUAACUCAUGGAAUUAGGAGUUCAUAUUUAUAAGCUAGUACAUUUGUUGUACUGCCCUAAAGGUGUGUUUAUGAGAAUGGGAACUUAAUAGUACACAGCGAAUUGAUUGGAAAUAAGUUAAAGUUAUGAAUAAAUUAAUAUAAAAAUUGGUAUGAAUUUAUUC